Pleurotus ostreatus (oyster mushroom) is the source of this 780-nucleotide messenger RNA. RefSeq lists its product as uncharacterized. Gene Ontology annotation, biological process: protein polyubiquitination. The record is from RefSeq and is a predicted model, not a curated record. The transcript has 6 exons. Gene Ontology annotation, cellular component: nucleus. Gene Ontology annotation, molecular function: ubiquitin conjugating enzyme activity. Bases 1 to 780 code for a protein of 259 amino acids. Lineage: Eukaryota; Fungi; Basidiomycota; Agaricomycetes; Agaricales; Pleurotaceae.
AUGUCUAUAAAGCGGAUAAAUCGUGAAAUCGCCGACUUGAAGAAGGAAGACUUGGGGCCCAUCACCCUCUCGCCGUCAGACGAUAACCUGUAUUUGUGGAAGAGCACGUUACCCGGCCCACAGGGUAGCCCAUAUGAGGGCGGCGUGUUCAACGUGGAGAUACAUCUGCCACCCGACUAUCCAUUCUCCGCACCGAAGGUUGUGUUUACGACUAGAAUAUACCAUAUGAAUAUCUCGGAUAGAGGGAAUAUAUGCAUCGACAUACUCAAGCAGAACUGGUCGCCUGCUCUUUCAAUAUUUAAAGUGAUGUUAUCACUCUCGUCUCUGCUCACCGAUCCCAACCCUCAGGACCCGCUAGUGCCAUCAAUCGCGACGCAGUAUAUGCGUAACCGGAAACAACACGACACGACAGCUCAGCAAUGGGUUGAACUUUAUGCUCGCCCUAAGCCCCCGCCACCGCAGCCCGAAACCUUGUCCACGAAGGCCAAGGGCAAACGCAAAGCGCCCGCCGUGAGCGAUCCCCCAGCCGGUGACGAGGUACAAGCAACUGCGAGUCCUAUCCCCGUCGUAGAUAACACGCCCAUUGAGAUACCUGAUUCCGACGAUGAAGGUGGCGCUCGGACGAUUGAUUCCAACGGACCAGUCGCGAAGAGAAGGAAACGGGGGAACGCUAAAGAUGUCGGAACCAAUGACGGCGGGUCAAGGAACUCACAGCGUAGACGCUCGGGCCACUCCACUCCGGUCGAACAGUUGGGGGAGGUCAUCGUGAUUGACGACUAA